This is a messenger RNA of Drosophila ananassae, 2984 nucleotides long. It is a transcript of the gene TkR99D, whose product is annotated as tachykinin-like peptides receptor 99D. NCBI's taxonomy places the organism in Eukaryota, Metazoa, Arthropoda, Insecta, Diptera, Drosophilidae. Gene Ontology annotation, molecular function: tachykinin receptor activity. Bases 651 to 2264 code for a protein of 537 amino acids. Gene Ontology annotation, biological process: G protein-coupled receptor signaling pathway. The transcript has 10 exons. Gene Ontology annotation, cellular component: plasma membrane. The record is from RefSeq and is a predicted model, not a curated record.
UCGGUGUUCAACGUUCACUGUUCAGUGUUCAGUUCAACGGCAGACUCCCGCGCGUACGGUUCGGCGAAAAUAAGAAGCAAACCCGACACGGUUCCGCCGGAUAAUAUUCGGUUCUUGGGUGUCCCUCCGAUUCGCGUGUCCAGUUCGAAAAAAAUGCUAGAAAAUCGAGUUGUACGUCGGUGGGAAAACACCGCCGGCAUUCGAUCCACAUUGUAAUUGAAUUCGACUCCGUGGAUUGAGAAACACAAUUGAAUUUUGUAGAAAAGACUAUUUCUUUCAUUUUCUAUUUUGUAGAAAAGACUAUUUCAGAAAACCACAUCGAAAAGCAAAAACGAUAAACUAGUCGUUAAAUUGAAUAUACAAAUUGGUGUUUUGAUUAAAACUAAUAAACAUAAACACAGUGCCACCGAACAAAGCCACCAGAGCCGAAGCAAAACCAAAAUUUAUUUUUAAAUACAAUUAUCUUGUUUUUCGGUGGCGUGCAGUUUUCCAAAUAUUGCUCAUACGCCUAGUUGGAGCGGUGAAAAAAUUCAAUUGGAAUAUCACACAGUUCCUGGUCGAGGAGUUGGCAAAUGGAAACCAAAUAGGGCUAACUCAAAAGGGAUACGCAACAUUAACUUGGAAAUCCCUCUGGCAGGACACGAAAUAGGAUGAAUUUUGGACUGCCACAAUCCCCAGCAACGAUGGAAAAUCACAGCGACUUCGAGGCGGACGACUACUCGGACCUUGGAUGGGCCAAUUGGAGUACUCCAGCAUCCAUCCUCUACACGGCCAUGAGCAGUGUCCUUUCGGUGAACAACCACACACCCCCGACCGACUCGCCGCUCUUGGACUUUGGCCAGGCCAGUACCAGUGCCAGCGUCUUCAAUCACAGCCAAACCCUUUCCACAGAGCUGCCCCACGUGGCGGAUAAAGAUGCGGCGGGGGCCAUGGAGACGGCCGGCUCGUUUGCAUUCGUGCUUCCGUGGUGGCGUCAGGUGCUUUGGAGCAUUCUCUUCGGCGGCAUGGUUAUAGUGGCCACCGGCGGUAACCUAAUUGUCGUCUGGAUUGUGAUGACAACGAAGCGGAUGCGAACUGUAACCAACUAUUUCAUAGUGAAUCUCUCAAUUGCCGACGCCAUGGUCUCGAGCCUAAAUGUUACAUUCAACUACUACUACAUGCUGGACGGAGACUGGCCCUUCGGGGAGUUCUACUGCAAAGUAUCCCAGUUCAUAGCCAUGCUAAGCAUCUGCGCCUCGGUCUUCACUUUGAUGGCCAUCUCCAUUGACAGGUACGUGGCCAUCAUACGACCUUUGCAGCCGCGGAUGAGCAAGCGCUGCAAUUUGGCCAUUGCCGCCGUCAUUUGGCUGGCCUCCACCUUGAUAUCCUGCCCCAUGAUGCUCUUCUACCGCACGGAGGAAGUGCCCACGGAGGGGAACACUUCCCGCACGGUCUGCUACCCUGAGUGGCCCGAUGGUCAGACGAAUCACUCGACUCAGGAAUCCAUCUACAACAUACUCAUCUUGAUACUCACUUACAUCCUGCCAAUUGUGUCCAUGACGGUCACAUACUCCCGUGUGGGAAUAGAGCUCUGGGGAUCCAAGACCAUCGGGGAGUGCACACCCCGGCAAGUUGAGAAUGUCCGGAGCAAGCGACGGGUGGUGAAGAUGAUGAUAGUGGUCGUCCUUAUAUUCGCCAUCUGCUGGCUGCCCUUUCACAGCUACUUCAUCGUCACAUCCUGCUACCCGGCCAUCACGGAGGCCCCUUUCAUCCAGGAGCUCUACUUGGCCAUCUAUUGGCUGGCAAUGAGCAAUUCCAUGUACAAUCCCAUUAUAUACUGCUGGAUGAACUCACGAUUUCGCUAUGGCUUCAAGAUGGUCUUCCGCUGGUGUCUGUUCGUUCGUGUUGGCACAGAACCCUUCAGUCGGCGCGAGAACCUCACGUCCCGGUACUCCUGCUCCGGUUCACCGGAUCACAACCGCAUCAAGCGCAAUGAUACCCAGAAAUCUAUACUUUAUACCUGUCCCAGCUCACCGAAGUCCCAUCGAAUCUCGCACUGCGGAAUACCGCGUAAUGCGACCCUUAUACGUGGUUCCCACCAGCCGGAUCUUCUGCAAUCGGAUGGCAGUGGCGGUGGGAGAGCUGGUGGUGGUGGCGCUGGUAGCGGUCACAGGAAACGUAUGCCGUACCAUCAGGAGAUGCAACAACGGUGGACUGGCCAGAGCAGUGGGGGUACUGGCAGUAAUGGCAGCAGUCAUUCCAACACCACGCAACUACUCUCCUGACAGCCGGCCGUCCAGGUUAUACCCCCGGAGAGUGUGGAGCUGCAAACCCAGAUUGUGUGCUCAUCUCCGUUUAACAGAAACUAUCGUCGCUCGAAUCCUGGGAUAGCCGGGUCCAUAUCUGAAAGGGAUGCCGCUGAUGACAAAACCUGGCUCUAAGCUCUACUUUAAGGUCUCGAAUUUAUACUUGAUUGAAAUCUAAAAACCAAAAUCCCUAUUCUCUAGUCUUAAUUUCAAUUUAUUCUCAAAGAAACAAAGGCUAAGUUAGAAAUACCAACCAUAAAAAACAUAUUACUCUUUAUUUACUUAUUGAUUUUCUCAUCCAUAGAAACAUAUCAAAUAUUGCAGGUUUCUAUAGAUUUUCCUAAAUCUCGUCUUUUUUCAGGCUUCGAUAAAAGUUACAGCUUCCAUCAAUUUGAUAUAUCUAAAAUAAGGAAUGUUCGUUAGAAUCAAUAAGAAUGUUGUUGUAAAGCCCGUUUUUUAAAUAUUUGUUUCGACGCCAUCACAACCACAACUGCAUUUGUACAUAUUAUAUUCGGAUGGGUUCCUAUGUUUAUAAUAUAAAGUUUUUAAUUUACUCAACGCUUACGGCUGCUUGCUUAAGUUGCAAAACAAAAACAAAUGACUUUGAAUGUGCUGUAUGUAUUUGUAUUAUAUGUACUCGUACGUGUAAAUAUAAAUGUCUGAAUAUAAACCUUAUUGCGAAUAAAGCGUCUUGCUCCA